AUUGAUGGCAAGUUAAAGUUACGGCGCCAGAUAUGCGUGCGUGCAGUGAGAGAUUUCUUGUCGAGUAAUGCAACUUACUGUUAAGGCGUUUCUCGUGUUACUGGCAGUUGACGUAGCACUGGCAGCCCAGAUCGAUGUGGCUGCUCCCAACUCAUCGGCAACGUUGCUCUCUGCUGACGCCACCCCAACAGUGACUUCUCUCGACGGUAACAACAACCCAGUCCUGGUGCUCCCCCAAAGCGUAGUCAAUGUCACUGCCAAGUUCAAAAAUCAAGCGGUGAAUUCUUCCAACACCUUGCCAACGCCGAGCCCCCGCGCCAACGAUUUCAGCUUGCUCAGUUCAUCGGGUGUCGGCCCCGUGGCAGUAUGGCCAGCCCUCAUCGCUGGGGCGUGCAUUGGGCUGGGGCUCGCGAUCCUUUUCUACGGAUACAAACUGUUUCGACCGACGGUGUUUGUGUCGUCGUUUGCUUUUGGAGCGAUUGUGGGGUACAUGACAGCCGAGCGCGUGUGUGCGCAAACCUCGGGGAGCUUUUACAUCGUGUGCUGGGCCGUGUUCUCCGUGUGUGGGCUGGUCUGCGGCUUAGUAGGGCUAUACGUACUCAGCGUGGGUGUGAUGCUCGUGGGCGGCACGGGCGGCCUCGUGCUGGCAUUCCUGCUCACGACUUCGUUUGGACACAAGUGGUGGCCAAGUUACACCGACGGCAUCUUGUUUAUCUUCAUGGGCGUCCUGAGUCUCGCCUUUGCGAUCGCGUGUUACACUGUUGAGAAGCCCAUGCUGGUGCCAAUGAUGGCGUGGACAGGCGCGGGCGCGGCCAUGUGGGGCGUAGGGUACUUUGCUGGGGGGUAUGCGUGUGCGGACGACUUGUCCGUGUACCGAGUGUCGAACGCGCUUGGCGAAGUGAGCUACACCAUCCCCAACUCGUUUUGGAUAUACCUAUGCGCCACGAUACUCCUGACACUGGUCGGUACGUUUGUGCAGUUUCUCAGCACCGCGUGCUGCGAAAACAACACCCUGUACACGUGGGAAACCCACGGAGACAUUGAAAUGGACGUGCGUCGAACAGCAUACAACCAACAACCGAGGCCGUACGACGGCUACGGCUUCGGUCGCGGAGUGCGCACCGAAGUCAACUACUACCAUCGCCACGACGACCAUACUAAUUAAUAUACAUGCGUACUCAUUUC
This is a messenger RNA of Aphanomyces astaci, 1185 nucleotides long. RefSeq lists its product as hypothetical. Gene Ontology annotation, cellular component: plasma membrane. The record is from RefSeq and is a predicted model, not a curated record. The transcript has a single exon. NCBI's taxonomy places the organism in Eukaryota, Oomycota, Saprolegniomycetes, Saprolegniales, Verrucalvaceae. Bases 68 to 1165 code for a protein of 365 amino acids.